AUGAACGCAAGGUCUGAUAAAGGAAUAUUGAUGCAUCAGAGAAAAUAUGCAUUGGACUUACUAUCUGAACUAGGUUUGAAAGCAGCCAAGCCUGCAACUACUCUUACGGACUACAACAUCAAGAUGACAUCUAGACAAUUUGAUGAGCAUGUCAAGCAAAACCAUACUACUGAUGAUCCACCAAUAAACCAAGCAACUUAUCAAAAGUUGAUUGGCAAGUUGCUAUACUUAACUAUGACAAAGUCAGACAUAGCCUUUUGUGUUCAAACUCUAAGUCAGUUCCUUCAAGAUCCUAAGAAGUCUCACAUAGAAGCUGUACUCAGAGUGGUAAGUUGGCCAUCUAGCCCUCAAACUAGAAGGUCUGUGACUGGUUAUUUUGUGAUGAUUGGAAAUUCAAUAGUAUCUUGGAAAUCAAAGAAACAAAUCACUGUAUCCAAGAGCUCAGCUGAGGCAGAAUUCACAAGUCUUGCAGUAGUAACAGCUAAACUAAUAUGGAUUCUAGGCUUGAUGAAAGAGAUUGAGAGUGAAGUGUUGCUAGUUGUGGAUGUGUUCAGUGAUAGCAAGUCUGCCCAAUAA
Molecule: messenger RNA, 576 nt
Organism: Capsicum annuum
Lineage: Eukaryota; Viridiplantae; Streptophyta; Magnoliopsida; Solanales; Solanaceae
Product: secreted RxLR effector protein 161-like
Exons: 2
Coding region: 1-576 (191 amino acids)
Source: RefSeq, a predicted model, not a curated record